Molecule: messenger RNA, 602 nt
Organism: Gambusia affinis (western mosquitofish)
Lineage: Eukaryota; Metazoa; Chordata; Actinopteri; Cyprinodontiformes; Poeciliidae
Product: histone H2A-like
Exons: 1
Coding region: 23-409 (128 amino acids)
Cellular component (GO): nucleosome
Molecular function (GO): protein heterodimerization activity; DNA binding; structural constituent of chromatin
Source: RefSeq, a predicted model, not a curated record
UCCAGAAACUAUCAUCAACAAAAUGAGUGGCCGCGGAAAGACCGGAGGAAAAGCCCGAGCAAAGGCCAAGACCCGCUCCUCUAGAGCCGGACUCCAGUUCCCGGUGGGCCGUGUCCACAGGCUGCUGCGCAAAGGCAACUACGGAGAGCGGGUCGGUGCCGGAGCCCCCGUCUACCUGGCCGCUGUGCUCGAGUAUCUGACCGCUGAGAUCCUGGAGCUGGCUGGGAACGCGGCCCGCGACAACAAGAAGACCCGCAUCAUCCCCCGUCACCUGCAGCUGGCCGUCCGCAACGACGAGGAGCUCAACAAGCUGCUGGGUGGAGUCACCAUCGCUCAGGGUGGAGUGCUGCCCAACAUCCAGGCGGUGCUGCUGCCCAAGAAGACCGAGAAGGCCGCCAAGGCCAAGUAAACUCACCGAUACCCGCUAGAAACAAACAAACAAACAAACAAACAACGGCUCUUUUAAGAGCCACACACUUUACUUUAAGAGCUUGGACUGAUGCUGCUGCUUUGACAAAUAGGUUUUAUCAUAAGCAUACAAUUUUAUCAAACUCAUUGCUUAUGAAAUCUUCAAACAAUACGAAUGUAACCUCACAGUGGGA